Notolabrus celidotus (New Zealand spotty) is the source of this 4833-nucleotide messenger RNA. RefSeq names its product caveolae-associated protein 2-like. Bases 282 to 1700 code for a protein of 472 amino acids. The transcript is spliced from 2 exons. Gene Ontology annotation, cellular component: caveola; cytoplasm. The record is from RefSeq and is a predicted model, not a curated record. Gene Ontology annotation, molecular function: protein kinase C binding. NCBI's taxonomy places the organism in Eukaryota, Metazoa, Chordata, Actinopteri, Labriformes, Labridae.
GUUUCCACAGCAACCUCGCCCCUCCCUUUGGCUUGCAGGGGAGGUGUUUUGAAAGUUCACAGCGUGUUUGUGCCUGUGUGUGAGUGUGUGAGUGUGUGUGGAGAGGGAAAGAUAGAAAGGGGCGUGGAUGCUGAAGUAAGAUAAAGAAGUAAAACACUCUGCCUGCACUUCUGAGCUGGAGCAAGUGACAGCAGCAUCACAGAGCGAGUAGAAGAGCUUCUUUUUCUUUGUGUUUGAGGUGAUUUAUCCAUCAGAGAGGGACAUCUGACCACCUGUGGACCAUGGAAGAAGACGCGCCCCGCGCCGAGCAGAGCAGCGUCUCUGGCAGCACCCACACCAUCCCAUCGCAGCCCGAGAACCCGGAGCUCCUCAUCCCGAGCUUCAGCCCGUCCUCCGCCCCGUCCUCUCCGACCCCUACCAGCACCCUGUCCCGCAUGGGCUUCAAAGGUCUCACCAGCCCGUCCUCAGUCGUGCCGGGCAGCCCCGUAGACCGCGGCCAGGUGAGCGCCAUCACCGUGGUGGCGCUGCUGGACAAACUGGUGAACAUGCUGGAGGCCGUGCAGGAGAACCAGCACCGCAUGGAGCAGCGGCAAGCAGACCUGGAGGGUGCAGUAAAGGUGGUGCAGGGCGAUGUCACCCGUCUGUCCAAGACCCACGUCAGCACCUCCAACAGCGUCAGCAAGCUGCUCGAGCGCUCCCGCAAAGUGAGCGGCCACCUGAAGGACGUGAGGGAGCGCAUGGACAAACAGGCGGUCCAGGUGAAGAAGCUGGAGGCGAACCACAACCACCUGCUGAAGAGGAACCACUUUAAAGUGCUCAUCUUCCAGGAAGACAACGAGAUCCCAGCCAGUGUGAUGGUCAAAGACUCCCUCAAGACCCCGCAACCAAGCCAGUAUGAUGCAGAAUCCACCCAUCCUACUCCAUCUAUUGCUGGCUCUGUUGAUUGCAGCCGCACUGGAGAGGAGGGUCUUCAGACCAUUAGUCUAUCCUCUGAUGAAGAUGAGACUCUUACCACUCACAACGAGGGAGAUGAGCUGUAUGUGUGUGAGGAAGGAGUUGGUUUAGGCCCUUCUCGACCAUAUGAGAGAAGGGCUGAAAAAUUCAAGCGCUCCAGCCUGAAGAAGGUUGAUAGCCUCAAGAAGGCCUUCUCCCGCCAGAGCCUCGAGAAGAAGAUGACCCAGAUCUCCACCAAGAUCGUUCCACCAGAGAAGCGUGACAAAAUCAAGAAGAGCCUCACCCCUAACCAUCCCAAGAGCCCGACUGCCAAGAGUUCUUCCUUCAAAGUGUCUCCCAUGACCUUCAACGUGAAGAAGGUCAGAGAUGGGGAAGUUCCCACACAAGAAGUGGCCUCACCUGAGGGAGAAGCCCAUGUGGAGAUUCCUACUAUGGAUAGCUUUGAUGGAGAGAUUCCCCUAGCAGAGGUGCACACCCAAGAGGGCAUGGUGGAGGAAAUUCAGGAGAUGCUUCGUCCUUCCACCCCAGAUAGUAUGAAGGCCGGGCUGGCUAUCAAUGGUGAGGCUCCCAGCAUGGAAUGUGAGAUAAAUGGUGAUCGCUCUGCGGGCCUGGCAGUGCCAGAAAAUGAUGAAAUUAUUGGGGAGGAUGAAGAGGAGGACGAAGAAGCAAAACACAAAAGCCCUGUUGAGAAAGCAGCAGAUGCCCAGAUGCCCACAGCAACGGUUGCUGUAGAGCAAGUGUCUUAAUAUGUUUGAUUGUAGCAAGCAUCAACUCUAGUUUCCAGAUCUUUCUUUUUCUCCCAAAAGUUCUACAUUUUUGGAGAGACAGCCGGCCUACAUUGUUCUCGAUUUCACAGUUCCUUGCUCAUUACCCAUAGUUAUCGUCACCACACACCCCUGUACACUACAUGCACCCGUUUACACUUGAAGCACCCUCUGGUAGUCCAUCCUUGGACCCAAUAGCUUGAUUCAUCCGUUCUUGGACCAACAUGCUCGAGUGGUGCAUCCCUGGACCAACUUACUCUUGUCCAUCUGAGGAUCAACAUACUUGAGAUGCCCAUCCGAGAACCACCCUGUAACACUUCCUUUGAUCAUCACCAGCCUGGUCUAAAAGUCUUGGGAGAGUCUACACAAGCAUGGUUUGCUACUAGACCUCACAGAGCACCAGAACCCAGUGCACGUGCUUCCUAAACCCUGCAGAGGAGUCCAAGGCAAGCAGCAUUACGCCAGUACACCAUAACUCAUUCCAACUAACGGGUGCCCACCUCUUCAAUAGCAGCACAUCUCCAGGGCGCUGGGCCAACUAUCUCCCUCCUGCUCUGUUUGUCUGUCUCUGGAGCCCUCUUCCUCACUGACAAAUAGCCCCUUUGUUCUUUGUGUUUUUUUGUGAAAAAUAGUAAAUCUUUGGCAACAGCGGCUCUGCCCAAAGCCUGUUUGAGGCAGUGUGUUGCCUGGUUGUGCAACAGUUGGAAUGGGGAGUUUCUGGGCUUAAAUUAAGAAGAUCCUGGGGUGUUUUGUAGCGGACUAGAGGUUGUUUACUGAACUCUUUAGACCUGUGCAGAAAAAGCCCAAAUCUUAACUAACAGGUGACUGUACUCCAGUUGUCCAAGUGGCUCUGUCUUCAAUUACUUCUUUUGGGAUGUCGAGUUUGUCAUUCAUGAUUUGACAACUGACCUAGAACAGUAUACGCUGUAUGUGGGAAAUCAAAGUACUUUACUUUGUGAUUACCAAUAAAGUCACGAUGAACCCACACGGGACUGAAAAUUAUAAAAAAAAUAAUCAUUUUAAAUGGUAUUCUUUGGAUGUUGUAGAUCACACAAAUCAAAUUGAAUGAAAAGUAAAUAGAAAUGUAUUUCAAAUAACCAGUUAACAAGUUUGUGUUCAAUCGUACUGACACAAUUGAAGGACACCGAUACAGAUUGGAAGCUGCCCUAGAUGAUCAGACAUUAGUGAAAUCAAUAAAUCUACUGACGGUAAUAAUGAUGCUCUAAAUAUGACUUGUUCUGCCCUCUGUCUCGUCUGCAGGGCAACCUUUUAUGUUUAUGUACAGGAAUAAUUGUGUCUCUUUCUAUGUUAGGCCACACUGCUCUCUAUGUAUUCAGAGCACAUACACCUUAAGUUAGUCACUUUAUGAUAACUGCCUUGAGUGUGUGUACUUUAUAAAGUAUCAUCUGCAUCUUUAAUUUUUUUCUUGAGUUACAUUAUGAAACGUUGGUGUUUUUUUCUUUUAGGCCUCCACUGAUCACACAGAUCACAUGUGAAAUGUUUCCUCUGUUUUAUGUGUUUAAGACAGAAACAGUAUCAGGGCUCCAUCACUAAAUGACCUCCUCCUCAAUGCAAACACAUAUUUCUUCAGUGCCUUCACCAUGCACAAGCUGGCAUGAGUGGUUUCACUCCUGAGAGGAAGGAUUCCUAUCUUUUGGUAGAUUUGAGUGAUAGUGCACAUACCUGGAUGCAUGCUUGUUUUACAUCUCCGGAGGAGACAGAGUUGAUACCAGCAACAUAGAAACAAAUAGUUUAGGCUUGAAUAAAGUGCGUAUUCAUUCACAAGAAACCUCAGAUUUUGAAGUUUCUAAAAAGUGUCCUUAGUGUUGUUGCACAUCUAUAGUGCAAUCUUAGCCUUAGUUAGAGAUACCAUAACUCCCUUUAAAUAAUCUAGUGAGAGAUACCGGGUGCCAGGUAUCCAGAUACAAGAGAGGUCAGAGAGAUGGAUUAAGGUAGAGGACAACAUUCCUAGAUUUGACUGAUGACUCCUGUCUGGACCAUUUUUCAUGGUCUUGGCCCUCCUUGUUGAGACAGGGUGGAGCCACAGGUGUUCUGCCCCUGUGGAGGCUCCUGGGCAUGAGUUUUUGGUGGAAGGGGGGGAGGAGUGUUGGUGUUGGAAGUGUAAGAGAGGACAGCAGUUAUUGGAGAGGAUGAUAAAAAAAAACUCUAUCAAAGUUGCCUCAGGGUUUGGCAAAUGCACAGCUUGGCAGAAAGAAGUUGAAAUUGUUAACGUCUUGAAAUGCAUUGUAGGCGAGUUUACAUACCAAUACCUAGCUCUGCAGGAUUCCUAUACCUGUACUCUAUAACAUUCACUAUACUUUAGAUGGAACAAUGGGUUAUGAGUGAGAGGACCCAGAUGUUUUUUAAGGGUUUUUUUUUCGGCUAUGCAAUAUCACAUACUUUACUGAGGUCUAGUAAACAGGAGGAAAUCUGUGCACAUGAAUAGCAUACAUAUUUCCUACAGCCUUAUAUUACUUCAUGUCUUACACAAACAUACCUGCCAGUUUACUUAAUAAGAACUGUAGGGAGAAUAUCAAUAAUUACACAUAACUGAUUGUUAAAGCUUGUUUACUGUGUUGAAUGUGUUUAGUCUGCUUUCUUCUUUUGAUUCUUCUUCGUACAAAUCGUCUCACUGAAAAGGGAUGGAACACUAGGCUUAUUGUGUACAUUAUGUGUACUUUAGAGGUUAAAAUGUGACUUGCUUUGACUUAUCUCUGCCUAAUCAAGCAAAUGUAUUACUUUGGUGAUACUGCUCUCUGCUAAUGUUGCUAACUAAAAAUGUAUCCAGAUUUGUUUAAAAAUGUUAUUUUGUUGUCUUGAAAUGAUCGUGUUUAAUGUAGGUCAUAUGUGAAAACUAUUUCCUGUUGUUAGAGACGCCUCAUAUUCUACAGGAUAACCAGGUAGAAAUGUUUAACAUCAUCUUUGUUGAGAAAAGUUCCUUCUUCAUGACCGUUCCCUUAGUUAACCCCUUAAACCAAAGAAGUUUCCUUCACAGCAGAAGAUUCCCUGCCACUUGAGUGUUAAUGUACUCCUUCUGACACCUCUUUUAAACAUGCAGGCAUUUCCUUUCAAAAUUCUAGUACUGUCAGUAUCAAUAAAGAUUUUAUAACAUUCA